Cucurbitaria berberidis CBS 394.84 is the source of this 498-nucleotide messenger RNA. RefSeq lists its product as uncharacterized. NCBI's taxonomy places the organism in Eukaryota, Fungi, Ascomycota, Dothideomycetes, Pleosporales, Cucurbitariaceae. The record is from RefSeq and is a predicted model, not a curated record. The transcript has 2 exons. The coding region runs from base 1 to 498 and encodes 165 amino acids.
AUGGCGACUGGAGCGUCCACCACCAAUGGCGCGCCAAAUGGCGACUACCAGUCACUAUGGGCGAACAAGUACCGAGGAGCAACGGUAGAAGACCUCGACCCGCCGCCCGCUCUCUCAGUGAAACCCUCCGACCCCAUAUCAUGGGCCCUUAUGUCUGGUCUUGAACGCGACUACACGCACCUCACUGUCAUCUCACAAGAGACCCGCGCGCUCCUCGGCUACAUCAGCAUUCCACAUCUGCAACAGCUCCUCAAAGACCGCAAAGUCAAAGACAGCGACCCCGUAGAGGAAGCGAUGCACAAGUUUCAGAGGAGGGGGAGGCGGUAUAAGGUCAUUACGACGGAGACGCCGUUGGAGGAGCUGGAGGAGUUUUUUGCUGGCGGGGUAGAUGGGAGUGGGAAGCAGGAGUUUGCAGUCGUUACGGAUGCUAGUAGGAAAUUUGUGCUAGGGGUUGCAACGAGCGCGGAUCUGGAGAACUUUGCCAAGAGGAGGGCAUAA